This is a messenger RNA of Manihot esculenta (cassava), 1978 nucleotides long. RefSeq names its product probable terpene synthase 6. Gene Ontology annotation, molecular function: magnesium ion binding; terpene synthase activity. The coding region runs from base 33 to 1718 and encodes 561 amino acids. Lineage: Eukaryota; Viridiplantae; Streptophyta; Magnoliopsida; Malpighiales; Euphorbiaceae. Gene Ontology annotation, biological process: diterpenoid biosynthetic process. The record is from RefSeq and is a predicted model, not a curated record. The transcript is spliced from 7 exons.
UUUCUCCUCCAUUUCCUUCGAGCUGGCAAGCAAUGGAAGUGCAACGCCCCAGCACUGACCAAAACAUUAUUGGCUCGGUUUUCUCUCCUUCUCCGUGGCGUUAUUACAACUUUUCUUUUCCCUCAUCGGACUCGAUGCCCAAACCACUUACUCAGGAAUAUGAAUCAUGCACUAGACGCGUGGAAAUGCUCAAAGAGAAGGUUAAAGAAAUGCUGAUGGUAGAUGCAAGUGAUCCCAUCAACAGUAUUGAAUUAAUCAAUUUAUUAUGUCGUCUUGGUCUAUCUUAUCAUUUUGAGAGCGAAAUUGAACAACAAUUAACUCAUAUGUUUAAUCACCUUCCUCAACUCUUUGAUGAUAAUGAUUAUGAUCUCUACACAACAGCUCUCUUUUUUCAAGUCUUGAGACAACAUGGAUUUAAAAUGACUUGUGAUGUGUUCAAGAAAUUCAAAGGCAGCAAUGGAGAGUUCAAGAAAAGCAUCAUAAGCGAUGUGAGAGGCAUUCUUAGCUUGUACGAAGCAAGUUUUAUGAGUGUUCAUGGAGAAGAUAUUCUUGAUGAAGCUCUUGAGUUUACAAGGUCACACCUGAAUUCGUUGGCUAUGCAAUCAAGCCCUCACUGUGCUGAACGCAUAAAGAAUGCUCUGAUCCUUCCGUAUCACAAAGGUAUACCAAGAGUAGAGGCUAGGCAAUACAUCUCUUUCUAUGAAAAAGAUGAGUCUCGAAAUGAUACCCUACUCGAAUUUGCAAAAGUAGAUUUCAAUAGAGUGCAAUUAUUGCACAGGGAAGAGCUCAAGGAGAUAGCCAGGUGGUGGAAAGAGUUGAAUCUUGCAGAGAAACUUCCCUAUGCGAGAGACAGAAUUGUGGAGCUCUAUUUCUGGGCAUGUUCCAAUCAUUUCGAGCCUCAUCUUGCUCUUUCAAGGAUGAUGACGGCCAAGUAUUUGAAAAUGGUAUCACUGGCUGAUGACACAUACGAUGCAUAUGCUACAUUAAAUGAAGUCCAUGCCUUCACUGAAGCUUUCGACAGGUGCAGUAUUGAUGCUGCUGAUGAACUGCCAGAUUACAUGAAAAUUUUAUACAAGGAAUUAUUGAAUCUUAUUGAGGAAACAGAGAAUAUUACGAGCAAGGAAGGAAGAUCCUUUUGUGCCUAUUACGUGAAGGAAGAAUUUAAAAAAUUGUUGAGAUCCUACCGCGUUGAGGCUCAGUGGUUUAAUGAUGGUUACGUGCCGUCGUUGGAUGUUUAUCUGCCAAAUGGUUAUGAGUCAAGCAGCUACGGCGUGGCCGCGGCAGCUGGCUUUGUUGGCAUGGAAAAGAUCGUAGGGAUCAAGGAAUAUGAGUGGCUUCGAAGUAACCCGAAAAUUCUCAAAGCUGCCAAGGUAAUUGGGCGUCUUUUGAACGACGUAGUAUCUCACCAGGAGGAACAAAAGAGAGGGGAUACUGCUUCAGCGGUAGAGUGCUACAUGAAAGAACAUGAUGUUUCAGAGAAGAAAGCUGUGGAAGAGAUUCUGAAAAUGUGUGCAAAUGCAUGGAAAGACAUCAACGAAGAAUGCAUGAGGCCGACUGAUCUUCCGAGGCCUAUUCUCCAAUUCUUUGUUGACCUAGCUCGAGUGUCAGAGGUUGUUUACAGGUUCGAUGAUUCCUACACCAACCCAUCUGGUCUGAAAGAUAAAAUUACAGCAUUGUUUCUGGAGCCACUUCCUUUGCAAGACCAAGAUAAUAUAUAAUACAUUAAUGAGCUUCGAGGGCGUUAAGUUUAAGCCAUUAUAUGUUACCUCAAAUCUAUCAAAAUUUGUACAUCCAAGCUCCUAAGUUGAAGACGUGUGUAAUUGUAGCCAUAAGUAGAGGUUUUCAAAUCUCAUUAAAUGCUUUGUGUGAUUAAAAGGGUCAAUCAAAAACAUUGUGAUCAUACGAUGUAAUCCAAAACUUUAAUAUUAGAUGCUCAAUACACUCAGAACUAAUAAAACAUAUCACCCCAUUAUUUAUU